AACAACUGACAUAUUUUUAUUUUAUAGAGUUGAUAUGGCGAACAUGUUAGCAAACAGUUGUCUGUUUUUAGGGGUGUAAAGAUGAACUGAUCUGUAUUAGAAAACCAUCACAGGAGUCAGAGAUUUGACCAGGUUGAUACACAGCCACAUGAAAUUCAGAAAAUAAUCGAUGUAUCGAUAUAUAUAGUCAAAACCGAUAUUUCGAAGUAAGAAAGGGGUAAGACCCGCCUCUUCCUGCUAGCUUGUUUGUUCCCCAAUCACAUACGUGCUUCACAGCAUUCCCACAUGUUAGCAGGUUAGCAGCUGAUGCUACUUCGCCCGUGAAGCCGUGUGCAGUUUUAUUCACGCGGACAGGCGGCCGCACAGUGCUGCUGAAACAGGAGCAGCCUGCAGCAUUAGUGAAGAAUCCAUCCUCCGCAGCGACUGGACAACAUGUCGUCCAGCGUAUCACUGCCUGUGUUUGUUUGUGUGGAAGAAGAUAGAACUUUCUGGGGCUUGAAAUAAAAAUGGAGGAAAUAUGUGAUUGUGUGGGAAAGGCAUUGGUGAUAGUUUGUUUUUGUUUUAUUUGCCCAGGUUCUGAAAUAUCUGUCUCUAAGAUUUCUCCAUCCACCCCAGUACAACGGAGGUGAAUGGAAUUUUGUGUAAUAAUGAUUUAAUAACAAUUUCAUAGGGAUGAUUUGUUGGGUAGAAAGUAGUUCCGAUGAAAACUGUUGGAUUAUCCAGAGGAACCAGGACAAUGAUUCCGAAAAGACACUGCUUGAAUUUUUUAAAUAAAAAAUACUGUGAGCACCACAAAUGAAAUUCCACUGACGUCCAUUGUAUUUGGGUGGAGGCAGACAUCUCAAAACCAGGACAGAUGCAAAUGAAACUAUCUGCUUGGCUAGAUACCACCAGAGGUAAUUGAGAAAAUGUGUGUGUGUGUGUGUGUGUGUGUGUAAACAGGUAUUUUCCUCCUGGUCUUUAUACUUCUCUGCUGCUGAAUACACAAACUUUGUAACCCAGUCUCUCACAGUUUCUCCUUGAAAUAGUGUGACCCCGUGCAUGACACUGGCCUCUGACCUGGUCGAAAAGACCAGAAAAUGACAAGUGCACGUGCCGAACUGAGCACUGACACAUUUGAACACAUUAAAUCAAAAUAAAAUGAUUUACUGGGUUUAUAAGGACUGUUGUUCUGUAUGCAUGUGUGCCUCUGAGAUGUGGUUGCUAUAAAAGCCUUUUAUUUACUUAUUUGUUGGUUUCCUGUCAUGACUAUCUCAGUUAUAGUCCGGGGACAAACGUCCGUGGGCAAAAAGGUUCAAACAAAUAUUUUUACUUGGAAAACCAAACUGUGACUUUGGUUGGAUCUCGACUGGAACAUGUGGACCCGGAAAACGAACUGGUUUUUCGGAAGUCCCAGCUCUGGGGCCUGAAAUGAGGACAUUCCUGUUAGACAGCCUGGGUGGAAUUUGAAUAGUUCAGAGGAACCGCCUGACGCUGAUUGGUCGAGAACCACAUAUUUCGAGAGCGCCAGUCUGUCACUCAACAGAUCCCAGGCAGCUGAUUGGCUCUUCCUGAAGAGGGCGGACUCUCUGGCUUGCCUAUAUAUAUUUAUAUAUAUAUAUAUAUAUCUUCUGGUUUCAGGCCAUCUGCAAAUGAAUGCUGGCUUUCAGAGGGAGGCGGAUCUCUGUGUCCAAUGUUUCUCCACAGAGCUGACUUGAAGCGCUCUCCUCGAACAAAACGAUUCCCACUGAGAGAGCUGAGAGUCGGGUUUCGUCUCCCGGAGAGGAGCUAGAGGUGGACCGGGGCAACAGAAUAAUGAUCAACACCAUGGAAUGCGCAGCAGACGCGCAAAGCCUGAUCUCCAUUUCCUUAAUGAAGAUCCACAACUCCAGGACGCAGAGGGGGGGGAUCAAGCUGCACAAAAACCUGCUGGUCUCCUAUGUGCUGCGGAACGCCAGGCAGGUCUACAUCAAGGAGAAAUACGCGGAGAUAUACAGGAUGCAGCAGUACGAGGAGGUGAUGACGGUCUGCAACGAGAUCCAGGAGCUCAACCCGCUGGAUCUGGACUCAGAGGACGCCGACGAUGGGGAGCGGGCGCAGGCUGCUUGCUGCGGCGAAGAGGCGAGUGUGUGCGGCUCUGCGUGCCACCGAGGCGCGGCUCAGCCAGCGGCGCACGCCCGGACGGCGAGCGCUCUCCCCGGCUGCUCUCCCCUCGAGGACGACAGCAAGGAGCCGGAGCCGGAGCCGUCCUACUACCGAAGCUGCUGCAUGGAGGCUUCCCCCGUGUCACACCGCGAGCCGUUUCCUGCAAACAGCAGCGCGCACUGCAACAAAACCACGGUGCUGGAUUUGGACACGCAUGUGGUGACCACGGUGGAGAACGGCUACCUCCACCAGGACUGCUGCUGCGACGCGCUCCAGUGCGGCCAGGGCGCGCAGUCCGCGGCCAGGAAACGGAAGGUUGAGUUCGGCUGUUGUAUUUCCGACGCCGAAGAAGUAUCGGAUUUUACAGCGGCUCGCAAAAGGGCCAAACGCGAGGACUGUUCCUACUCCAACCUGGACUACAUGGACACGUCCAACAUCUCCAACCUGAUCUCCAUCUUCGGUUCGGGGUUUUCAGGGCUGCUGAGCAGACAGGCGGACUUGGAACAGAUCUGUAGCAAACAGGUCCUGGCCAGUCUGGGAGCAUGGACCCGGGCGAUUGUGGCUUUUUGAUCUAACACUUUAUUUUAGGGGGGACCAGGGUCAGUUGUAACACGUCUUUCCACAAAGUAGGCCUGUUAGCAAACAGAAGUUUGUUCUGAGCUCAGGAGAAGGUUCCUGUUCCACAUCUCCAACAACUUCGUGUUGAAAAAGAUGUCCAACCUGAUAUUUGUGUACCUUCGCAUAGUAACACUAUGAUAUUAGGAACACUGAGCAAAUGUGCUGCGGAGACAAGAGUCAGUGAUCGUUUCUGAAACCUUCCAGGAAUGUUCUUAGGCCAAGCAAAUCAGACCAAAACGGUCCAGAAAAUAAAUGGGAACCUUAGGGGAACGUUACCCCUGCACAGUUUCUAAAGGACGGUUCCACGUCCUCUGGAUGCGUUCAUGUGGUACUAUCUAACCCUCUUAACUUCAUGUUUGAACCUAAUACAUAUUCAUUAUUCAAUAUGUUAAACACCAACAAGAAAUUUGGAACAUUUAGCUAAAUCAGUAUUAGCAUGCGUUUCAACCGACCCCCCAGGGUCAGCCAUAGUAAAACGCCAUGUGCUGAAAUCACAACUAUGACAUUAACCGCAGUACAGACCCGUAACUAAAGACAGACAUUCAAAAUGUACAGCAGAUAAAAGUAUCAAGGAUUAUACCUCAAAGCACACCUUUGUCUUAAAAAAUCAAUACCAUGUGAGUGCGGUUCACUGGUGUGCACUGGGUGACAUCACUCACACUCGUUUCUGAUUGGAGGAAGUGGAGGUGUUACAAUGGAACCCGGUCUCCCCUGCAAGGUCUAAAUCAACUUUAUUUUUGUAGGAAAAAGAAAAGCUAUUUAAAAACUGAGCAUUUGAAUGACAAUAGUUGUUGGGAGAGGAGAGAGUUUGUACAGGAGACACGCGUCUGCAGAGUACACCUUUGUGGCUGAUGAAAUGGAGUGACUUCCUUUGCCUUAAAUCCAGUGCACACACUGCGAGCUGUCGUCCCGAACUGAGCGUACACAGACAGUGACUGGACGCGCCUCCUGUCCUGGGCUGAGGAGCCUUUUGGAAAAACCCCUUCUCCGGUUUGAAAUGGACCUUGCACAUUCUGAGCAGUUUGUUGUCACGUGAAACACCUUCAAGACUCCCUCCUCAACACUCUUUAGGUACAUGGACUGAACCAGCUCGUAUCACUUAGUGGAGUGCCAACGCUUCCAUUCUGUAACCCUUUCUGGGCUGUUGCUGUGGCCAUCGCUUCACCUCCUCUCCCAGUGUGUGACAGUAAACAGUUUGACAUCCUCUCUGAAUCACGGUUGUUUCUCAAAGACUUCACAGCAAUUCAUAAUUCCAACAUGUCUUGGUUUUGUGAGUUUUACUUGUUUUGUAAAAGAAUGAUCUUAGUCCUUUUGUUUUAAAAAGGCAAACUCAUGAUUUAGCCAUAACCUGAGGAUCCACGCAUUAGCUUUAUGAGCACUAUGUGUACCAAAAUAAAGAGAGUAUUCAGCCAUUCUCUACAUAUUUUGUUGUUAUUCUUGUAUUUUUGUGCUUACUAAAUUGUAUAUCACCGGGUAAAACUGUUUCAGAAAAUAUUUGUUAAAAAUUUAUAAUCUUAAUAAAAAAUGAAAACCUUAA
Molecule: messenger RNA, 4279 nt
Organism: Siniperca chuatsi (mandarin fish)
Lineage: Eukaryota; Metazoa; Chordata; Actinopteri; Centrarchiformes; Sinipercidae
Gene: ier5l
Product: immediate early response 5-like
Exons: 1
Coding region: 1795-2694 (299 amino acids)
Source: RefSeq, a predicted model, not a curated record